UGAAGUACCCGCAGCAGCGUGACUUCCUCAAACAUUGAAGUAUUCAGGGUUUUUCCUUAGAAAUAAGCGAGUUUUCUGUGUUUUUCGUCCACAGCUGACAUCAUGGUUCGUUGUUUCCUCAUCCACACCGUCUGUCCGGUCAGUGCCCUCGGUCCCGGGGAGAGUCGGGUCUUGUACUCCCGGGUUUUCGGUCCAGAUGAAGCCGUGGUGUCGGAGCAGACCCGGGAACUUAACCCGGAGGAGAGACGGCUGCUGCAGAAGGAGAAGGUGGCUUUGGUGGCCAGGCAUGUCCACGGCUCCGUCUCUCUGUCCCGGGAGGCUUCAGGUCGCCCCCUGGUGGAGACGGUACCCGGCGAGGAGGCCCUGGCUCUGCAGGAGGCAGACAGCGGCGUGGUACGUCUGCGAGCUGGAGACCCGUUCAAGGAGGAGAUGAGCGCUCUGUGGCUCGGGGUCCAGAGUCUGAGCUUCACUCUGGUCUGCGAGCCUCACGAGAACCUGCUGCUGGCUGAGGGGACCCUGAGGAACCUGACCAGGCACUGCCUGGAGCACCUGCACAUGUUGGGGCAGGGCAGCGAGGUCCUGCUGAGGAGUCACCGUGUCGACACCCUGCUCAGCCGCCUCCUCCCUCAUGGUCAGCUCCUCUUCCUCAACCACCGCUUCGCCCAGAGCCUGGAGAAGGAAGUCACAGCCUACAUGGCAAAGUGAUCCUGAGUCACCUCAUCGUGACCUGGCUCUCACUUUGAGCUCCAUUACUGCUCACUGUGAAGUGCUCCCUCUCAGACACGCCGUUGUUUACCUUUGGUGACACUUUUUUCUGCGGCGGUAGAAGAAGACACUGAAGAAUGGACCUGGUGGCAGCUGCUGCUUCAGAUUGCAUGAGGCGGCGAAUACAUAGAGUGGUAAAAUAUCUCCCUGAGCCACUCGCAGCUCUCUGUGACUGUUUACUGCGUGGGAGGCUUCAGUUCAAAUCCUGUUUGUCAAAUUGAAGAGUGGAAAGCAGAAUGUGGCAGAUUAGAGAGUGGAGCUGAAGAGGACGGUUUAAAACCUCCUCGCCGGCACCAAAGACGGUCAUUUAUCUGAUUCACCGUGCUGGAAAUGUCACAGAGAGACCUUGAAGAGCCAGACCUGACCUGUUUUUGGUUUGUUUGAGGUUUCCAGGAGUGUAAAUGAAUCCUAAAGUGCCUCAAAGUGACUUUUAAUGAACCUUUAGUUUCUGAGGAGUAGGAGGACGUCAGGAUUUGAGGUUUUUGUGCAGGACGAAGUAUGAAUCAUCUCAUGGCAACAAACAGCCAAAAUGGAGCAAACAAAGAUGAAAGUCAGACCUGUUUAGUGUCAGUUUGAACCAAAAAUGUCAAAAAAUGUGGACAAAAGCAGAAGUGACAUGACUUAUUAUAGAGCAACAAUGACAGAUGAGCAGAGACGUUGGCAUGCAGACGACAGAAAUUAGGAAACGAUGACAAAAUAACACAGAAAUCUGAAAACAAAUGUACUCCUGAUGCCUGUGAACCUCUGACUGUGAAGCCAGACUCCUCGGCUCCUCCUCCCGGCCUCAUAAAAGCCGUUUAAACCCCCAGUUUGUGUACUGGCAACCGAAAACAGAGUGGAGAUUUUUUUAGGCAGGGGGAGGGCAGGAGAGAUCUGUCUACAUGCCAACAUCAAUCCCUUUGAUCCUCUCUUCUUCUUCACUGCAUCAGAAAAUAAAACAUUUUUUUUUUCAGCAUUA
Molecule: messenger RNA, 1723 nt
Organism: Cheilinus undulatus (humphead wrasse)
Lineage: Eukaryota; Metazoa; Chordata; Actinopteri; Labriformes; Labridae
Gene: ap5s1
Product: adaptor related protein complex 5 subunit sigma 1
Exons: 3
Coding region: 103-705 (200 amino acids)
Biological process (GO): double-strand break repair via homologous recombination; endosomal transport
Cellular component (GO): cytosol; lysosome; AP-type membrane coat adaptor complex
Source: RefSeq, a predicted model, not a curated record